GUCUUCACACUUGCUUCCCGUUGUUGCAAUAUUAGGCGAACCAAGGAAGUAAUAAAACAAUACUCUCGAGUUGAGUUAGACUCCUUGGAAGUUUUUUUUUGUUUGGCAUUUCAAAGAUCAUGGGAGUGCACGGUCUAUGGGAUCUCCUCGCUCCGGUGGGCCGCCGUGUUUCCGUCGAAACUCUCACCGGGAAACGCCUUGCAAUCGAUGCUAGCAUAUGGAUGAUACAAUUCAUGAAAGCGAUGCGCGAUGAACGAGGUGAAAUGGUGAGAAAUGCUCAUAUUCUAGGGUUUUUCCGCCGCAUUUGCAAGCUUCUCUUUCUUCGUACGAAGCCGGUGUUCGUGUUUGAUGGCGGAACACCGGCUUUGAAGCGGAGGACUGUUAUUGCGAGGCGGAGACAAAGGGAGAAUGCUCAGGCGAAGAUUCGAAAGACUGCUGAAAAGUUGCUUUUGAAUCAUGUUAAAGCAAUGAGACUGAAACAAUCGGCUGAUAAUCUCCAGAAUCAGAAAGAAAUGGACAGUGCUAAGGGUAAAGAGGUUGUGUCGGAAAAAUCUGACGCGUCGAAUAAAGACGAGGCAGCAUUGGAAGGUCACAAUCAGGAAAUGAUAGAUGAAAUGUUGGCUGCAUCAAUACUAGCAGAGGAGUCUGGUGAGCUUGGCACUGCAUCAAACUGUGCUGCUGAGAUUGGUAGCUCUAGUGGCAAUGCAUCUACUUCUGCUGCAGCGUUUCCCAAAGAAGACGAGGAAGAUGAAUCGGAUGAGGAGAUGAUGCUACCAAUAACUGACGGAAAUGUGGAUCCAGCUGUAUUAGCAGCUUUGCCUCCAUCUAUGCAGCUUGAUCUUCUUGUUCAGAUGCGGGAAAGAUUGAUGGCAGAGAACAGACAAAAGUAUCAAAAAGUGAAAAAGGCUCCUCAGAAGUUUUCUGAACUCCAAAUUGAAGCAUAUCUUAAAACAGUUGCAUUCCGCCGUGAAAUUGAUCAAGUUCAAAAAGCUGCUGCCGGGAGGGGGGUAGCUGGUGUUCAGACUUCUCGCAUUGCGUCUGAAUCUAAUAGAGAAUUUAUAUUCUCAUCAUCCUUUUCUGGAGAUAAACAACUUCUUGCAUCUGGUGGAGCUGAGAAAACACCUGAGAUUCAACAAAUGAAGGAUAGGAAGGAUUCUUCCUUUGAUAUUCUGAAUGCCAUGGCUUCUGCUUCCAAGUUUAUGACAGAAGCUGAACCAGCUGUUGAUGAAGCUGUCCAAACAUUUGUCGAUGAGAGAGGGCAUAGGCGUGUCAGUAGCAGAAGAGCUAUGGGCAUUCGUAUGACAAGAGAUUUGCAGAGGAACAUAGAAUUGAUAAAAGAACUUGAACAAGAGAGGACAACUGUGACUAUUGAAGCAAACGCACAGAAUAACCCUGAUAUGGAAGUUCAUGAAUUUCACUGUGAUGGCAAAUUUAAUGAGGCUGUGAAUGAGUUUAACUGUGACAUUGAACAAAACAGCAAUGUGAACUCGUCAUUAGAGCCUGCAAACAAUAAAGAUGCACAAAAUAGUGAAACUUGUAUAAAGAUAACUUUUGAUGCUGAUGCUGAUGUGAAGCAAAGAUCUUUGGAUAGUGAUGAUGAAUUAUUUGCUCAUCUCGUGACAGGAGAUCAGGUUCCAAUUUGUUCCAUUGACAAUACUACUUCAGAUUGUGAAUGGGAAGAUGGUAUGAUUAGUGGAGAAAGUGGGAUUUUAGUUGAUGGGAAUAUAUUGGCUAUAAAUUCUUUUCAUGUGCAAGAUGGAGAUAUGAAGGAGUCUGAUGUGGAAUGGGAGGACAGUACUAGUCUUAUGAAUGGUGAAUCUGAUAUGAAGUCUUUUGACAUGAAAGACAUUAAAGGCAAAGAGAUCGGAAUGGAAUGGCAGGAAGGGCUCACUACUACUGGCGUCCAGAAAAAUGCUCGGUCACUUUCUUCUGAUGACCUGAAGACUAUCUCGAAAGGGUCAGCAGAAGAAGAAGCUGCUUUGCAGGAGGCUAUAAGGAGGAGUCUUGUGGAUUUAGCUGGUGAAAAGUCGAGUUGUGUAUCAUGUGAUCUGAAGGCUGAUGGCUGUGCAUGCAAUCAACAAUUACAGUUGGAAAGCUGCAAUCCUUUAACUAGCUCACAUCUAGAGAGGCUUUUGGAUGGUCAUCAGCCAUCUCAGUCAUUUGUUAAAGAGAAUGAUCAAUCAAAUUUGUUGUCUAGAAAGGAUAUCUGUGCUUCUAGUAAACUUGGCAUGCACUCAAUAUCACCAGCAUUUGUUACUGCUGUACCAGCCCCUCACAUAGAUACUAAAAAUGACCUGAAUGAGCAACAACUGAGUACUAGCCCAGAAAAUGCCCAGAUUAGUAAUCUGGCUGAGAGUGGUUCCAGUACCCCAAUAGACAUGGCUGCUGGUGUACCUGUUACACUCCUUGAAAAUGAUGUUGAUGACAUUACAAAAGAAAGAGCUGCUCCAGCAUGUUAUUCUGGUGUACUACCUGAAAAUUUAGUUUGUCAGACAGCCUCCAUUUUAGAGAAGCAGACGGUGCAUUGUGAUUUUAAAAAGACUCAGGGAGCAGAUGAUGCCCACCUUGUAAGCAUGCAAGAAAGAAGCCAUGAUGCAGAGAUUACUGCAUCCAAAGAUGAGGAAAGCACUCUUGAACCCCAGGAAGUUAAUGUGGAAGAUGAAUUAUUAGUGCUUGAUCAAGAAUAUAAAAAUCUUGGGGAUGAGCAGAGAAGGCUUGAGCGCAAUGCAGAUUCUGUUAAUGCUGAAAUGUUUGUGGAAUGUCAGGAAUUGCUUCAAAUGUUUGGCUUACCAUAUAUUAUUGCACCGAUGGAAGCAGAAGCUCAAUGUGCUUAUAUGGAGCUUGCAAACCUUGUAGAUGGGGUUGUCACUGAUGAUUCUGAUGUAUUUCUCUUUGGAGCCAAAAGUGUUUACAAAAAUAUAUUUGAUGACCGGAAAUAUGUUGAGACCUACUUUAUGAAGGAUAUUGAAAAUGAAUUAGGUUUGAACAGAGAGAAGUUAAUUCGCAUGGCUUUGCUGCUUGGGAGUGACUAUACUGAAGGUAUUAGUGGAAUUGGCAUUGUCAAUGCUAUUGAAGUUUUGAAUGCAUUUCCCACGGAAGAUGGAUUUCAUAAAUUUCGUGAAUGGAUUGAGUCACCUGAUCCAGCAAUUCUUGGAAAAGUGGGAGUGCAGUCAGGCUUGAGCUCAAAGAAAAAAGGGUCAAAAGCUUCGAAGAAUGGCACGAGUAAUUCCAAAAGUGGUAUGGAAGGAAACUCUGCAGCUGAUUCUAACACUUUGCUGGAUCAUGAGGAGGAAGAGGCUAGGAAUGACGUCCAAAAUUUGAAGCAAACAUUCAUGAAUAAGCAUAGAAAUGUGAGCAAGAAUUGGCACAUCCCUCCUUCUUUUCCUAGUGAUGCAGUGAUCUCUGCAUAUGCAGCUCCACAAGUAGAUAAAUCAACUGAACCUUUUGCGUGGGGAAAGCCUGAUGUUUUUUCGCUACGCAGAUUGUGCUGGGAAAAGUUUGGAUGGGCUAGCCAGAAGGCUGAUGAGCUGCUUUCACCGGUCUUAAAGGAGUACAAUAAGCACGAGACGCAAUUGCGACUCGAAGCAUUUUAUACUUUCAAUGAGCGAUUCGCCAAAAUCCGCAGCAAGAGAAUUAAGCAAGCUGUGAAAGGCAUAACCGGAAAACAGUCCACAGGCUUGGAAAAAGCUGAUGAUUUGCAAGAGAAUCCUGCAAAGAUGAAGAAAGCUGAAGCACGUGCCAGUGUUAACACAAGGAAAAAGUCUCUUUCAAAAAGAAAAGAUUAUGUUGUUGGAUCACGAAACAAAUCUGCUAAAAAGUAUAGAUCACUACAGCAGGAGAAUAAAGAGGAUGGGCUGUCAGCCACAGGAGUCUGUACCGAGGCUGAAAAACAGAGUAUGAGGGAUGCUGGAAGCAGUAGAGUCAGAGGUAGAGGAAAAAGAACAGCUGUUGGUAAAGGUAGGCGAAAGGAGAAUUUUGAUUCUGAGUGUGAUGAGACCAGUAUAGAUGAUCACAACAGCAACAGUGAUGAGCAUGAACAUGAAGUGCUAUCUGAAAUCAUUGAGUCUCCUGAUAAUGUUCGAAGGUCAAAGCGUGCCCGGAAAGCUGCCAACUAUGUGGAAGAAGAUGAUGAAAGUGAUGAGCUACUGACUUCUCUAAAUGAGACGGACAAGAAUAGUGAAGGAGCAGGUGGACGUGAAGCUGAUACGGCUAAUGUUAAUGCAGAGAAAGACUUCAUGUCUGGAGAUCUUUCUGGUCCUGGCUUCCCUGGAGACUACUUAGUAAUGGGUGGUGGAUUCUGUCCUGAAGAAGACGAGGCAGAAAUAGAUAGUAAUCUGUUAGGUUCUAUCCAGAUGGACACUGCUAUUGUUGAUGUAGAUGGUGAAUAUUUGCAAAUGGGCGGUGGGUUUUGUGUAGAUGAUGAAGAUGAUCCGAAUUUCCAAGAACGUGAUGGAGGUGGAGCAUCCACUGUAACUGAUGCUCAUGUUUCCACUGUAACUGAAACUGAAGAACAUGGCCUAACAAUUGAUCCUUGUGAAAAUUCCUCAGCUCCAGUGAGUGUUCUCGAUACAGCCGAGGGCUUGCAAAAAGGCUUCUCGUGUGAUGUUAAUCUAAAUCUUGAUAAACUCCGAACCUUUGAUGACAAUUUGCCUAAUGUAGCCAACAUUGCUGCUCCAACUUCUGUGAACCCAUUUAGUGCUCUUCCAUAUUUGAAAAAAAAGAAAAAGAAACCUUGAUACCCGGAAUCUCUGCUAUAUUUUAGGUUUUGCUGUUGUAAAUAGUAUAUACCACAAGAUUUUAGGAAGAAGCUCAAUCCUAAAAUUAUUUGGUUAGUCCUUUCACCAUGGUUGUACCAGGCCCACCACUACUAUUAAUAGUUGUUUAUUGGCCUCUUUUUGUUAUUCUCCCAUAAA
Molecule: messenger RNA, 4913 nt
Organism: Chenopodium quinoa (quinoa)
Lineage: Eukaryota; Viridiplantae; Streptophyta; Magnoliopsida; Caryophyllales; Amaranthaceae
Product: DNA repair protein UVH3
Exons: 15
Coding region: 120-4736 (1538 amino acids)
Biological process (GO): nucleotide-excision repair
Cellular component (GO): nucleus
Molecular function (GO): DNA endonuclease activity; single-stranded DNA binding
Source: RefSeq, a predicted model, not a curated record